AAUACCAAAUACAUUUCCCUCUGAAAGACAUCCUGACCCCAUCUGCUGGUGAAUAAAUGACACAACUGCAUUCCUGCUGCUGAUCAAUCAUCCUGUGACAGAGGUGAGAGAAAACCAGAGACUGUUUAAAGGAGGAAACCAAAGAAGAUUCAGAGAUUGAUGAAGAUGCCAUCAGAGGAGGUGAGAUCUCUGCUGGGAAACACACACUUGGAGUGAAUAAAGAAGAGAAGUGGAGAGACUGUGAGUUGAUACCUGUUCAACUUCAUCGUCCCAACCUGAAUACCAAAGUUCAUUUCCCUCUGAAAGACAUCCUGACUCCAUCUGCUGGUGAAUAAAUGACAUAGCAGCAUUUCCUGCUGUUGAUCAAUCAUCCUGUGACAGAGGAGAGAGAAAACCAAAGGUUUAGAGAUUGUUGAACAGAGCUGAGACGCCAUCAGAGGGUCUGAAAUCUUUGCUGGAAAACACACAAGUUUGGAGUAUAUUAGGGGAGAAGUGGACAGAAAACUUUAGAAAUAACUUUAAAAUCAAAUGGCUGAGAAAACCGCUCUUCUUGAAAGUGACCUGAGCUGCCAUGUGUGUUCAGAGACUUUCAGAGACCCUGUGUCUCUGAGCUGCAGCCACAGCUUCUGUUUGAGCUGCCUGCAGAGAUUCUGGGAACAAAGUAAGAACAAAAACUGUCCUAUUUGUAAAAUAAAUUUCUCAAAAAAUCUUGUGGUGAAUUUUACACUGAAGGAGCUGGCUGACUCCUUUGCUGAGAGACAGGAAGCUGGAUCUGAACAAGCAGUCAGUGAGCUGAAGGACCUGCUGAAAUCUGACUUAGGGUCUCUGCAGGACAAGAGGGACAAAUACAAAGGAGUGGAGAAAACAUACAAGGAAGUGAUUCAAGGUUCCAAGAAGCAGCUGCUGUCCACAGAGAGGAAGAUCAGAGCAGAGUUCAUCAAGCUCCAUCAGUUCCUGAAAGAGGAAGAGGAGUCCAGACUGGCAGCUCUGAAGGAGGAAGAGGAGCAGAAAGGGAAGACUAUCCGCAGAGAGAUGAAGAGCAUUCAGAAGCACAUCUCCUCUCUGUCACACAGUAUCUCUGCUGUUGAAGAAGAGCUGCAGAAACACAACGGGCCCUUCCUCAGCAGUUACAAAGCCACUCAGAGCAGAGCCAGAGUCCAGAGCUCACUGUCAGACCCACAGCUGCUCUCAGGAGCGCUGAUAGAUGUGGCCAAACACCUGGGCAACCUGUCCUUCAGAGUCUGGGAGAAGAUGAAGGACCAGGUCCACUUCAGUCCUGUCAUUCUGGACCCAAACACUGCAAACCGCUGGCUCUCUCUGUCUGAUGAUCUGACCAGUGUGAGAUAUGGAGACAAAGAUCAGCAGCUUCCUGAUAAUCCAGAGAGAUGCACUAACUAUGCUGAUGUUCUGGGCUCUGAGGGCUUCAGCUCAGGGAAACACAGCUGGGAGGUGGAGGUGGGAGAUCAUCCUAGCUGGAUUAUAGGUUUGACUAAAGACUCAGCUGACAGGAAGGGAAAGAUAUUUGUCUCACCAAAAGAUGGAAUCUGGUGUUUAGAACAUAGCAGUGGAGAAUACACUAAUGGUGCUGGUGAGACUGUCGGAGUGAAGAAGAAUCUCCAGAGGAUCAGAGUCCAGCUGGACUAUGACAUGGGGGAGGUCUCCUUCUACGACCCUGAAGACAUGACUCCCAUCUACACUUACAGAGACACUUUCACUGAGAAACUCUUCCCAUUUUUCAGUAUUGGAGAAGCUGGUGAUGCUAAAACUGCUGAUAUCAAAAUGUGUCAAAGUGAGAUUCCUCUGUGAUGCUCAGGAGUGUUAGUUCAGACUUUAUUCUGACUUCACUGUCCGUCUAGAUGUCUUUGAAAUAAUCAGGAUAAGAAACAGAUAAUCAUCAGAUCAUAAUUUUAGCCUGUAAGAUUUCUAAAUGUUCUGAAAAUGUGAUCAUGUUUUAUUUACAGCUUUCCCAAAGUCCCAGUGUAAAAAAAACAUUGUUUUUAGUUAUAGUUAAUAUGUGGUAAUAGUUGUUCAUAGGCUGUGUGUCGUGUUCAUGUAACUCACUGACAUUUUCUUUUUUUAUCUUAAUCUGAAAAUAAUUGUUGACAUAUUGAGUCAAGGAAGAGGAAUGUUUACAUUUUUGACCCAACAUCUUUAAAUCAAUUAAUAGAUGUUCUGUUUUCCUUUAAUGGAUGUCAUCAGAAUGGUUUUUUUUUGUGGUGAAUUCUUGACUUUUAACAAAUGUAAUCAUUUUGUAUGUUUUGCUGAAAUGGCAUGAAACCAACAAAACUAACAAAUCAAAGCUGUCAAUUCUCCUUUUAUCAACAUCUAGUCUAUAGUCAAACAUCAUUUGUAAAGCACUAUAAUUCAUCCGUUUAACUUGAAUAACUGAUAUUUUGGGGUCUUUUGAUUCAUUAUUUGUAUAUAUGGGUAUGUUGUUUUCCUGCAGGUAGCAUCUUUGAUUGAUUCUUCGUCAUGUGACAUUCUCCGUACUGUAUAGAUGGACAAUAACAUUUAUGGUAAUUGAAAAUGUCAAUUUCUUAUUAACCUAAAGGGAAUAACAGCUUUACAAUUAAGUUUAGUAUGUGUAAUGCUGCUUCUGAUCUCUUGUGAUUGAAUAACCAGCAGUUUUAUUCAGAUAAUGAGGUUUUUUCCAGUUUCUUCACGUACAUCUGUCAAAUAGCCAUGUGACAAUUUACAGAGAAUAUACAUGAUGUAAGAGAAUUGUACAAAAAUAUAAAUAAAUAAUUUCUUAAUGAUGUAA
Trematomus bernacchii (emerald rockcod) is the source of this 2761-nucleotide messenger RNA. RefSeq names its product zinc-binding protein A33-like. The record is from RefSeq and is a predicted model, not a curated record. Lineage: Eukaryota; Metazoa; Chordata; Actinopteri; Perciformes; Nototheniidae. The transcript is spliced from 2 exons. The coding region runs from base 529 to 1806 and encodes 425 amino acids. Gene Ontology annotation, molecular function: protein binding.